CGAAACUACGGGAACAAAGGGAAGAACAAUCCGCAUGAUUAACAAUGCUGGAAUUUUUACAUCUUGCCUUAACUGAUCAAGACUGGCCUCCCCAUUCUGCGAUAAUAUUAGUGAUGGUUGGGAAACGGUAUAUCCCGAUUAGGCAAAGUAUAGAAGAAUUGGUCCGGCAUAUAGCGUUGAUCUGUGAAAUUUCAGAGCGCGUCGGCAGUGGAUACAGGACAGGGGAGUUGAUCACGUGGUGGGUUUAAGAGUGAAGUCAGCUCAAGGUCUGUUGCUA
Messenger RNA from Babjeviella inositovora NRRL Y-12698, 277 nucleotides. RefSeq lists its product as uncharacterized. NCBI's taxonomy places the organism in Eukaryota, Fungi, Ascomycota, Pichiomycetes, Serinales. The record is from RefSeq and is a predicted model, not a curated record. The coding region runs from base 45 to 248 and encodes 67 amino acids. The transcript has a single exon.